UGGGCACUGCAUGGGUGAAUCCGGCGGUGUCCUGGGGCUGUUUGGUUGCAGCACUGGGACUUGUCCCCUGGGGCAGCGGCUCAGCCCCAUCCCACCCACAUUCCACCCUUGCUCCCCACGCCAGGGCAGGAAACCUGGGCAGAGGCCGUCCGGCUCUGGGCCGGUGUCCAGGAGCCACCCCAUCACCAUCUCGCCUGUGUUGUGGAAAGCCAAGGCAGGAAGGAAGCGAGCGGUGGACAGCACGGCGUGGGGAGGAGGGGACGGGACCGGCCGGGUUUCCACCGUGUAACCAUUAGCCGGGCGAGAUGGUGACGGCUGGGCGAGCUGGCUGCCCGAGCAGGAACAGCCGCUCCGGGCAGAACAAUAGCAGCCCGAGGGGAAUAAAUUAUUUUCCACUGAACUGGGAUAGACCUCGGUCUCCUCCCACAGCCCUGCUCACUGGCCACCAGACCAGGGGUUCUCCGUGCCGGCAAAGGACUGGCGGGAGCCGGGAAAAUCUCCUGCUGCGGCUCAUGUCCCGGCCCAGCCCCGCAUGGCCCCAGCGAGACGAGCCACCGCCCUGCGGCACCGCCACCGGCCUCCCGCCGGCUUCAUCCGACAGCGACUCCGGCUGUGCCCUGGAAGAGUACCCGGAGCCCCCCGCAGACCCUGCACUCCCCGAGGUCCCGCUGUGCCCCGGCAGCCGCUCGCCGCAGCCCGUCUCGGCCGCCGACAGGAUCCGACUGCGUGCCAGAGCCCUCCUGCAGCAGCUGCCGCCGCAGGACUGCGAUGAGCGGUUCUGCCCCGACCUCGCCGAGGAGGAGAGGAGGCAGCUCCGAGCGUUCAGCGCCCGACGGAGACGGGAGGCGCUGGGACAGGGGCUGGCGUGUCCCGUGCCAGGUCCUUGCCAUGGCUGUCCCUGCAAGAAGUGUGGCAGAAGGCUGAACAAAGGCGACCCGGGGAUUUCAGCAUCCCGGCUGGGGGACCAGUUCUGGCACCCGUCCUGCUUCUCCUGCCACUUCUGUCACCAGCCCCUGGUCGACCUCAUCUACUUCCAGCAGGACGGGAGGAUCUACUGCGGCCGGCACCACGCCGAGCUCUUCCGGCCCCGCUGUGCCUCCUGCGACCAGCUGAUCUUCAUGGAGGAGUGCAUCGAGGCGGAGGGCCGGCGCUGGCACCUGGAGCACUUCUGCUGCCUGGAGUGUGACGUGCCCCUGCGCGGGCAGCGCUACGUGAUGACGAGCGGCCGGCCCUGCUGCUGCAGCUGCUUCGAGAGCCUCUUUGCCGAGCCCUGCCAGGCCUGCGGGGACCCCAUCGGUGCCGACAGCGAGGAGGCCACCCACCAAGGGCUGCGCUGGCAUGCCCGCGCCGCCUGCUUCUGCUGCAGCCGCUGCCGCCAGCCGCUGCGCGGGCAGCCCCUCGUCUGCCGCCGCGGCCGCCUCUUCUGCUCCGAGACCUGCAGCCUGGGACGGGACGCGUCCUCCACCACCUCCGACUCCUCGGACUCAGCCUUCACCUCAGCUCCGUCCCCCAAUUCGACACCCCGAGCUGGCCCCAUGGGCAGGACCACGGCGGGGACAGGUGGCACCGCGGUGGUCGGGGGCUGCAGGCGGCACGGGGAAGGGACCGACACAUUUCUGGACCAGGCGUCUAUGCAUCCAGCGUUCCGAAGCCCGGAGGACCGCGGGGCAGCCAAGGAGCGGAGCAGGGAUGCUGCUGCACACACAGGGAUGCUGGGACCUCCGGCUGGAGACCCCUCUGCCCCCCAGCCCAACACAGAGGGUCCCAAUGGGGCUGGAGCCCACAAUCACACAGCUCUGGGAGGCCCUGACCCCCGAACACCCACAGGCCAUGGGAAUCCACACUUCCCAUCCAUGUGCCCUGCCCCACACAGCCCAUGGCCAGAGGACAUCGACCUGCAGGACAUCACAGAGGAGGAUGACUCCUGGUGUCCCACCUGCUCUUCAUCUUCGGACUCAGACUCGGAGGAGGAGGGUUUCUUCUUCGGGAAGCCCAUCCCCAAGCCUGGGAUGAGCUCCCUGAGCAGGGAGCCCCCGGGGAGGGCUGCGGGCAGGACGGCAAAGCCGUGGGGCAGCAGCAAGCACUGCAGUGUGUCCUAGCAGAGGGGACAGAGGGUGCUCGACCGGCACUGCCAUCCUGCCGGGUCCUGCCAUCCUGCCGGGUCCUGCCACAGUCUGAAUGUGUUCCAAGUGCAUUUUGGACGCAGCCCAAGACUGGUGGGAGCCGCUGGGAUCCUUCCCCCUGGCGGCUGCUGGCAAAGCUCAGCCUGCAAUUCCUGCCGGCCUCCCCUGCAAUUAGGAACAGGUAAAGCAGGUAGGGAGCCCAGCGCUGCAGCCCGCACCGGGGCUUCCACCUCGGGCAAGGCGGCAGCUCCAAGAGCAGCCACGUUCGGGGGGGCAGCGGGUGCUCCAGACAAGGGCAGCUGCCUGCAUGGCUCUGCUGCAGGGACCUGGGGGACAGGAGGGGUGCUGGCAGCCAGGGCCAGAGCCUUCCCUGGGACACCUCUUGGAAGGACAAGCACCAUUGCCAAAUGCUCUCCAGCCCUGGGGGAGCCUGUACCCCUGGCACAGCGGGGAAGGGGUGGGAGGGGAUGCAGACGAUGCUCCAAUAAAGCUCAGCUGAGACCUGGA
Molecule: messenger RNA, 2630 nt
Organism: Columba livia (rock pigeon)
Lineage: Eukaryota; Metazoa; Chordata; Aves; Columbiformes; Columbidae
Gene: PRICKLE4
Product: prickle planar cell polarity protein 4
Exons: 8
Coding region: 306-2099 (597 amino acids)
Molecular function (GO): zinc ion binding
Source: RefSeq, a predicted model, not a curated record